AAGAUUUGACAAAUUUCGCUCAAAGCUGUUCCUAAUAAGAAUCCAGGAAUUUGGAUCAAAUUACAAAAUGAGCCAAGAACAGCCGCGGAAGCCCGAGGAUCAGACGGAAGCCGUGACAUAUGGGGACGUGUUUCCUGGUGUCCAGGGCGGUGAGCUGGCGGACAAGGUGGUGGCGCCCAAGGACACCGCCAUCAUGCAGGCCGCGGAGAAUGCGAUGCUUGGGAAGACCAUCAAGGGCGGUGCAGCCGCAACCUUGCAGGCCGCCGCCAAGCAGAACGAGAAGGCUGGGGUGGUGGGUCCCGACGACACGAAUGCCAAUAUUGUUACAGGAGACGAGGGCGUUAGCGUUAAGGAGGCUGAUCUCCCGGGACGCCGUAUAACAACAGAAUCAAUCGCUGGACAGGGUUCGCAUUCAAAUACAAGGAAUGUAGAUCAUGAAAAGCAAAGGAAAAUCUAUGAAUUGGUUGAGGCUGUGGGGCAAUACAGCCAGAGAGCUCCUUUGGCAGCGCCAAACACCAUUCAAGCUGGUGGGACUUGUGGUCAAAUCACCAUUGGUGAAGCCCUGGAGGCCACUGCUAUGACAGCUGGACAGAAACCGGUGGAGUGGAGUGAUGCGGCUGCAAUUCAAGCAGCCGAAGUCAGAGCCACUGGCCGAACCAACAUUGUACCCGGUGGUGUGGCGGCCGCAGCUCAGUCGGCCGCAACCCUCAACGCUCGGACUACGAAGGAUGAGGAGAAGACGAAACUCGCCGACAUUCUAGCGGAUGCUACUUCAAAAUUGCCAGCAGACAAACCGGCGACACGUCGAGAUGCCGAGGGGGUGACGGGUGCAGAGAUGAGAAAUGAUCCGUUUCUGACUACACACCCAACGGGCGUGGCAGCUUCGGUGGCAGCAGCAGCUAGGCUCAACCAGAUCAAUAGUAACGAAAUGCCAAAAUAGUUUGCAUGAGAAGUCACUGCUUUGUCUGAGCGUUUGUAUUUGGGUUUGGUCUUAGAACUAGCAAUAUAAGCGUACAUAAAGGAGGGGUUGGGUUGUCACUUUUACUAGACAUGCGUUGUUUUUCAAUCUAGGGGGUGAGAGGGCUUGUGCUUUCUUCUCAAACACAAGUGACCUAGUGUUUCGUUUGGGGCCAUUGAUGAAUAAGUGACCUAGUGUUCGUACGAAUUUUUAAAUCGACUCAAAAAAGGAAAGAUGAAUAGAAAGACAAGAUAUUUGUUCUGUAUUAUGGAAUAUAAAGGGAGGGCAAUAUGUUUGGCAAAGAAAAUAAAACAAAUCAACUCGACUAUUAUCUAGAGCAAUACCUGGUUGAGCAAAAUGCUAACACACUUUUCGCACAAACCCAAUGAUUAUGAGCAAUUCAAGCAUUUACAAUGAGAACUGAAAAUAGAGAUGCUUUAGAAUCACAUGUGAUUCAAGCAUUUUACUAGGACAAGCCUUCGAAACAAUUAUAGUAUGCACAAAACAAAAAAUUGGUGAAGCCAAAUUACAGUAUAUCGGCAAGUUGCCAUAUUUAAGUUGGAACCGCAAUCCAAAGCCUUGGAAACUAGACGCAAAGCCUUCGAAAGCAUAUUUGCACCAAACCAAAGAAUCGGAUAACCUUUUUCGGUUUCAAAAGAAUCGGAAAUUUGAUUCCUUAGAACUUACUACCCCUGAGGUAGCUGUUUU
This is a messenger RNA of Prunus avium (sweet cherry), 1666 nucleotides long. RefSeq names its product Seed maturation protein. Lineage: Eukaryota; Viridiplantae; Streptophyta; Magnoliopsida; Rosales; Rosaceae. The record is from RefSeq and is a predicted model, not a curated record.